AAUUCAAGAUCAUGAAAUAUGGGAAAGAGCGUGUCCGAAUUUAAUUAAUCCGUCUUUUUCCAAGGCCGGCCACGUCUCCCCCCAAAAUCUUCCAUCUUCCCAACAGUACAAUAAGAACUUCGGCCCCCAACUUUUAAUGCUUCUUGGAGACUUUUUUGCUCCAACUCAAAUCUUCCCUCCUCUAAAUCCCCUGUUUUUCCAAACCCACCUCAACUGCCACCGAAUCCUGUAAAAUUCCCAAAACUCUUCUUCCAUUCUCUGUGUUUCCUUACAGCUAUGGCUCCUUCAACUCCUUCCCCUCGUCUUGCGACUCUUCUUCUUCUCGCUAUUGUUCUCCUGCAAACACAGCUGACCGCCGGCGACUUGCUGUCCUCAAUUUUCGCUCCGAUCAUGGGCAACAUAUGUGAGAACGUGGAAUGUGGGAGAGGCAAGUGUAAGCCGCUGACCAAUUCCACCAUCCCUCCGUACGAAUGCGAAUGCGACGCCGGGUGGAAGCAGACCCGACCCGACGCCAUGGACAACAUCACCUUCCUCAAUUUCCUCCCAUGCAUUGUCCCCAACUGUUCCAUGGAUUUUUCGUGCAAUAAACCAGCAGAGGCGCCGGUUCAAGACAAGUCCGGAAAGUCCAAUACCACACUUGUCGACCCAUGUAACUGGGCAGAUUGUGGAGGGGGAUCCUGCAACAAGACAUCAUUGUUCACCUAUAGUUGCGUAUGUUCAGAGGGAUACAAUAACCUUCUCAACACUUCACUCUUCCCUUGCUACAAAGAAUGUGCGGUGGGGAUGGAUUGCAAGGAUCUAGGGAUCACGGUUCAAGGCCCUCCAUCUCCAACGCCUGUGCUGUCCCAGAACGAUGGCGCGAAGAAUCAAGCAGGCAGUACAGCUAGAAGAGGGUUCUUAUUGAUGGUGUCGUUAGUGGUGACAACUAUGGCUCAGUGGUGAUAGAAAGAGAGAGAUGGAGGUGGUGGUUGCGAGCAAUGAGCAUUAGGAAGGUAGAGAAUGAUGUAUGUACUGAUAUGGAUGGACUCUCCGUUAGGGAUUCUUGUGAGGUUUGGGCAUGGCUGAUGUCUAUAAUACGUACGCUGUUUUGUUUGAUCCAUUUUGUAGCAUAGGAAAGAAUAAGACUCAUGGUUCAUGUUAUAGCUAGAGAUUGGAUAACGCCAUUGCCAGGGCUCGUUAAUAAUGAUUGAUAGUAAUAGGGACUUGAGUUGGAACUGAAAGUGCUUUUAGUUUCAGCUAUUGGUUGUAUAUCCAAAUUCUCAUGAUGGCAAUUUCGACCUGACCCAUUUUAUCCGAUCAGUUUGGCCUGUUUUGGGACGGGCAUGGGUACCUCUCGUUGACCCGACCUGCCCUGACCCGCCCCAUUUUCGACCUGUUGCC
Linum tenue is the source of this 1380-nucleotide messenger RNA. The record is from the annotation of a GenBank genome assembly. Lineage: Eukaryota; Viridiplantae; Streptophyta; Magnoliopsida; Malpighiales; Linaceae.